This is a messenger RNA of Oncorhynchus tshawytscha (Chinook salmon), 2433 nucleotides long. Its product is annotated as FH2 domain-containing protein 1-like. The record is from RefSeq and is a predicted model, not a curated record. The transcript has 12 exons. Bases 1 to 2265 code for a protein of 754 amino acids. NCBI's taxonomy places the organism in Eukaryota, Metazoa, Chordata, Actinopteri, Salmoniformes, Salmonidae.
AUGUCGGCUUGGGCACAACUCAUCCCCCUCCUCCCCCUGGCCCCUCUCAACUCCCUCACACACCUCCAAACACACAGGAGUCAUCUCUCCAUCCCACCCCUGAACCUCCUCCUCCCCCCCACCUCCCCCACCCCCACCUCCCCCGCCUCCCCAAGAGGAGGCUGCGACGCCUUCUCCCGUAGUGUACAACGUCGUUCCAAGAUGAGGAACUUUAACUGGGAUGCCAUCCCCCGUCAGUCAGUCCUUGGGAAGAAGAACGUGUGGACGUCCCAGAGGCCCAUGGUGGACUUUGAGCUGGACACCCAGAGGAUGGAGGAGAUGUUUAGCCAGUCUGACACUCAACUGCCUCUGCGAAAGACUGGGCCUGUCAAGAAGACCACGAGGGGCCUGUCCCUAUCCACACAGGGCCUACAGAGGGUCCUAAUCCUCAACUCUAAGAAGAGUAUGAAUGUUGGGAUCUUUCUGAAGCAGUUCAAGAGGCCGGUGAGGGACAUAGUGGAUGACGUCAGAAGGGGGAACUGGCUGAGGUUUGGAGCAGGAAAACUUAAGGAGCUCUGUAAACUACUGCCAGAUGAGGGAGAGGUGAAGAAGCUGCGGUCGUUCAGUGGAGACCUGACCCAGCUGUGUGAGCCAGACCUCUUCAUGGUGCUGCUAGUUAAAGUACCUGGCUAUGAGGAGCGUCUGAGGACUCUGAUGCUGAGAGAAGAAUUGUUCCCUUUGAUAGAUGAGAUGAAACACUCCAUCGCUGUCAUGACCAAAGCAGCUAAUGAGCUGUUGGUCUGUGAUGACCUCCACUCAAUCAUCCGCCUGGUGUUGAAGGCCGGGAACUACAUGAAUGCUGGUGGGUACGCUGGCAGUGCCAUCGGUUUCAGGAUGGCAUCUCUACUAAAGCUGGCAGACACCAAGGCCAACAAACCUGGCAUGAACCUCUUGCACUACGUCACCAUGCAAGCACAGGAAAUAGACGGUGCCCUGCUGGACUUCCCUGGGCAGCUUCAGCACAUUGGGAUGGCUGCAAGGGUGCAGAAGCAGGAGGUGGAUUUAGACUUUCAGAGGGAGGUGGAGAAGGUGAAGGAAGCUAAGAUGGACGCCAGCACACAGCCUGAGCUUCAGUUACAGAUGGAGACCUUCCUCAUGAGGGCGGAGGCCAGGCUGGCUGACCUCCAGGCCUGUCUGUUGAAACUCAACUCCCUGAGCCAAGCCGUAGCAGAGUAUUUCUGUGAAGACCCAGCCACGUUUCGACUGGAGGUCUGUUGCUCCAUAUUCCACUCAUUCUGUGAGCGCUUCAACAGGGCUGUUCAGGAGAACCGUGAGCGUGAGGCAGCCGAGCUGAGACGCAGGCAGAGGGAGAGGUUCUGUAAUGUGGCCAAGCGUCGUUCCACUGCCACCUGCUCUGACCUGGAGCCCGCCGGGCCUGGCUCUGCCAUGGAGUCUAUCCUCCACAGCUUCCUGACCACCAUACACCCCAGGGGCCCGGCAAGGCGCAGACGCCACCACCUCCCCCCUGUGAUGUUGUCCCCCAUCGGGGGCUCGCCCAUUGAGCCCUGCCCCAAGUCCAACCCCCUGGCCGAUGAGCCAGAGACUAGAGCUGAUCCAGGGCCUAGCCGGUUCACCAGACCAGGAGGGAGCACCCUGGGUGGGGAGGCAGGUGUGGUGACACCCCGGAAGGACCAGAAGGACCAGGGGCAGAGGGAGAAGAAGGGAGGGGAGGGCUGGCCCAGGGAGCUGGGUAGCCCUGAUGCGGUGGUGGAGAGGUUGGAUGGGGGGGUGGAGGUGGACUCCUAUCUGGACCCCCCUUCAGAGCAGAAGGAGAAGGAAAACGAGGGGGAGACAGCGACCCCAGGGGACCAGUGGAGAUGUUUUGGGUCAAAUAGAGCCUCUUCCAUCAACCAGAAACGGACCCCUAAGAGCUGUGGCCGCCGCAGCCUGUCGUCCAUCGACCAGAAACGGACCACUAAGAGCUGUGGCCGUCGCAGCCUGUCCCCUCGCCAACACGCACCCCCCACCCAGGAAGAGGAGAAGGAAGAGGUGCAGAGGAUGCGUGUCGUGUCCAGGAAGAUGCUUCGCUACCACACUGGCCGAGGCAGGCUAUCUGCUGACCCAGAACAUCCUGAACUGCCAGAGUUGGGUGACAAAGCAAGCCUCGUCCCCCAAAACCACACCCCCCAAAGCUCCACACCUCACCCUCUCCACCCCCACCCUAUUUCGCAACCCUCCACCCCUCACCCCAGGGAGAUGAGAGAAGGUAGACCUGGCUCUCUGUAACAGCAUGGAGAACCUGGGCUCUCCCUGGAUCAUCCUCAGCCCCCACAUCUCACCCCAAAACCAAACCCCCACCGACUACACUCCUUCUUCGCCCCCAGCGCCGACGAUGGCCUUGACGACGGUGUCUGGUCAUUGCCCCCCACCCCCACCCGCCCUUCCACCCCCACU